Funneliformis mosseae is the source of this 159-nucleotide messenger RNA. The record is from the annotation of a GenBank genome assembly. Lineage: Eukaryota; Fungi; Glomeromycota; Glomeromycetes; Glomerales; Glomeraceae.
AUGCCAUCAUCGCCGUUACCUGGAAGUGUUAGGAAAGAAACAAAACAUUAUUGUCAACUUCACCCUCCGAAAGUUUGGGUCGUGCAUUUUUCACGGAAGACAAGUGGAACUGAAAACUAUCUAGAAAAUCGGAAAGCGUUAAAAUGCCUUCGUGAAUAA